CCAACCCUAAACAUGGCUGAAACCGAGAUUUUCCCUCCCGUGAAGUGGAGGCUAAACCUACUUUCGGCCCCACCCUCCAAGUUGUGAUGCAUUUUAUUGUAUUUUUUCUAAUGAACCAGUAAUUACACGACCGCUCGCGUUUGAUGACGUCACUGGAAGCAGAGGGUGCAUUUUUUUUGCAGCGUGGCUUUACGGAGGCGUCACGUGACCCGCUAAUUCCGCGUUCCCGACGGCCGGGAUGUUGUCUCUGGCUCUCCAUGGAGGCGCGCCCGGCUUUGCCUAAGCCAUCCUAGCCGCUAUUCCUCCACCCCGAUCCAGGUGCCAUCGAUGCCGCAUUGAGCGAGCGAGCGCGCGGCCUCUCGUUCCUUCGUCGAGCCCUGUCGUCGAACAGCGCGGCCGAGCUGGGGGGCAAUCCGGGGAAAGGGAGCCGCGGCGCCGCGCCCCGGCCGCCGGACACCCCGCCGCGACGCACCACCAAUAUGCUCACCCGGGUUAAAUCCGCCGUGGCCGGCUUCAUGGGCGGAAUCAUGGCCGGCGGCGGCCCCGGCGGAGGCGGCGGCCCCGGCUCGGACCUGCCGCUCAAAUUCCCCUACAUGAGGCCGGAGUUCCUCGGACUCUCCCCGGAUGAGAUCGAGUGCUCCGCGGAUCACAUCGCCAGGCCCAUCCUCAUUCUAAAGGAGACCAGGAGAUUACCGUGGGCCACCGGAUACGCUGAAGUGAUUAAUGCCGGAAAGAGCGCUCUGAACGAGGACCAGGCGUGCUGCGAGGUGGUGGUGGUCAGGAGGCGGCCCGUGAGCUGUUGCCCGCCCUCGACGCCCAGCAAGACCCCCACGGCCAAGAGACGCAACUCCCUGCCCAACGGCGAGCGCUUGGAGCACAGCAAGCUCGGGGAGGACAACGAGGGACUAGUAUUCCACUACUGGGCCUUGUUCGACGGCCACGCCGGUUCCGGCGCCGCCGUCGUGGCCUCCCGCCUGCUCCAGCACCACAUCGCCUGUCAGCUGCAGGCCGUUAUCGAGAUCCUGCACAACCUGGCCUCCCUGCCGCCCACCGUCCUGGGCGAGGAGUCUGACGGCCAACCCUACCUGCAGGGCAACACGGCAGGCCCCCAGCGCUCCCUGACACGGGCGGCGUCGCUGCGGAGUGCGGCCGGGGCGCCGGGCUCUCCCAGCAGCACGCCUACUCCGCCGCGCUUCUUCACUGAGAAGAAGGUCCAGCACGAGAGCUUGGUGAUUGGAGCCAUGGAGAAUGCCUUCAAAGAAAUGGAUGCACAGAUUGAGAGGGAGAAGCAGGGCUACAACAUCACAGGAGGCUGCACAGCCCUCACUGUGGUCUACAUGCUGGGGAAGCUGUACGUCGGCAAUGCAGGCGACAGCAGAGCCGUCAUUAUCAGGAACAAUGAGAUUGUUCCCAUGUCAACAGAAUUUACACCGGAGUCGGAACGACGGAGGCUACAAUUCCUGGGUUUCAUGCAGCCUCACCUGUUGGGCAAUGAGUUCACGCACCUGGAGUUCCCGCGGAGGGUCCAACGGAAGGAAGUCGGGAAGAGGAUACUCUACAGGGACUUCACCAUGAACGGAUGGGCGUACAAGACGGUCGAGGACGAAGACCUCAAGUUUCCGCUAAUAUACGGCGAAGGGAAAAAAGCUCGCGUUUUGGCGACCAUCGGCGUGACGCGUGGCCUCGGCGACCACGACCUCAAAGUUCACGACUCUAACAUCUACAUCAAGCCCUUCCUGUCCUGCCUUCCCGAGGUGAAGGUGUACAACCUCACGCAGUACGAGCACGGCGCAGACGACGUCCUGGUGAUGGGCACCGACGGCCUGUGGGACGUCCUGUCCAAUCAGGAAGUCGCCGAGGCGGUCUCCACCUUUCUUGCUAACUGUGACCCUGACGACCUUCACAGGUAUACAAUGGCAGCACAAGAUUUGGUGAUGCGAGCGCGUGGCGUGUUAAGGGAUCGAGGCUGGAGGAUCACCAACGAGCGCCUGGGCUCCGGGGACGACAUAUCCGUCUUCAUCAUACCGCUGAUGUACGGCAACCGUCAGCCCUGAGCCGCAAACGAUGAACAAUUCCUUUAAUAAGGUCCCUCCUGAAUCCUUUUUGCACAUUUAACUAUGUUUAUGUUGGAGUGGUCAGCCAAAACAUUGUGGUGCAAGCAGGAGUUCACUGUCCUGCUAAGUUAGGGCCACAAAACUGGGCUACACUGACUCACUAUUGCCUCUUGAGGAAGUAAGCAGCAUUGUGACCCAAGAGACUGCAGCAAUAUGGACUCAUUUCAGGGACACUUUUAUUCAGCUAAAACAAGUCAGGUGUCCAUAUUGAGUCCAUAUAAUCUAUCUUUUUAGGUGCUCACAAACUAACCAUAAAAUAGAACAUUGUGGCUUUUUUUUUUUUUUUUGCCACAAUGUAGCUUUCAAGGAUCUACUUUAUGAAUGACUGUAUCUUGGUCUCAGCAGGAGCCAUUUAGGCCUCUCUCUCUCAAGUGAAGGCCAUGCUUAAAAAAAAAAAAAUGCCAGCAUCCCUGCAAGUGAUUGAAAAUGUUCAUUCAAAUAAAUCAAUAGCGGUUUAAAGCAUAAACAUUUCCCUGAAAAUGAUCACUUUAUCAGAUAAGUUGUUUGAUUGCACUUUAAUUUGACCCACAUCACUUAAAAAGAACAAAGAGGAAGAAACAAUGGCUCUCUGUUGUUUUGUGCAUGCAUCGACAUAUUGGGAGCAAAGGUUUCCACAACAUAGACUGAAUUUGUAUUCCUGUAACUUGUCGUUUCGCUAAAUUGAGUGUCACUGUUUAGUUUUAGUUGUGAUUGCAGCAUUUUCUAAUGUUUUGGGGUUUCAGUGACUGUUUUGGCAGCAUGACACUGGAAAAAAGACCAAGUGAAUCUAAAAGAUGUGCAGAGGGAAGAAUGAGGAAGGCAUCGUGUCACGUUUUGCCUCAUUUUUUUCCCUCCAUUUUUACAACCUAUAGGCUACCUGCAUUUUUCCUCCUGUACAUUCCAUGAGAAAUGCAUUUAAAUAGAGUUCAUAUGCUUUUUGUGUGCUGUUGUUGGUAGUAAAAAAAAUAAUAAUUUAAAGCCUGAUAUUGUAUCUGAUGUGAAACAUAUCGCAUCAGGGCUCGUGUUGAAUGUUCAUCCUCGCUUGACUCGUCAUUCAGCCUUCAUUUCUGUCCAUUAGAUGAAUGUAAUUGCUUUUUUUUUUUGCCCCCCCCCCAUCCAAUUGUGCCACCCAACUUCUGCACAUCAACUCAGGUUUAAUGUUGGCUCAAACUGGUUGAUAGAGAGCAUCCUCAAGGUUGGUGUAUUAUUAUCAAUGUGUCACAGCAGAAUAAGGGAUGGCUGUGUCCAUUCUGUCUGCUUCCCUCUCUGAAGUUGUCGUACUUGUAAUAUGUUUUUUUUUUUUUAAUUUUGUGUGGCAGUGGGGGAAUUCCACAUGUAUAGCAAAAACAGCAUUGAAGUGGCCUCGUGACUUUCCUGCUUUGUGAAUGUCAACUGUACCUUUUGGAUCAGGUUCCUCCAGAAGCCCCAAAACAAGACAUUUUAAUGUUUCCUGAAUUGUGCAACACUACUGUUACGAGGGGUGGGAUGAAUAAACAAAAAAUGAUUGUC
Molecule: messenger RNA, 3602 nt
Organism: Phycodurus eques (leafy seadragon)
Lineage: Eukaryota; Metazoa; Chordata; Actinopteri; Syngnathiformes; Syngnathidae
Product: protein phosphatase 1H-like
Exons: 10
Coding region: 480-2054 (524 amino acids)
Biological process (GO): protein dephosphorylation
Molecular function (GO): protein serine/threonine phosphatase activity
Source: RefSeq, a predicted model, not a curated record